UUUACGAGUUGUUUCGCGGUUUACAAAUAUUUAUAUUUAUAUUUAUAUUUUUUAGUACACAAGCGCCCAUUUUAAAUUAUCACACAUUUCUAGUUAAUUAUUAUAUUUUUGUUUGCCUGCUGCGAAUUCCGCGACAUUCCAAUCUGACAGCAACAAAAGAGAAAGCUUAGCGCGCAGCCACGUCGAAUUCAAAUUAUAACAAGCGCGCCGGUGACGCGUCCACAACUUAACCAGGCUGUUAUUCCACAAACUUGGCAUACAUACGAAACCAUGGAGCUUCCCGGACGCCCACAGGCCGAAAUAAGCAACAGAACAUGGCAAACAACCGUUGCGCUGCGGCCAGGGGCUUGCACUAUUGUCGACUGGACCGCCAACGCCACAACCGAGGAUAAAGGCGCAGCGGAAGCAACCGCCAAUGCCGACCACGUGUCUGAUGAAGCUUCCGAAAGUGACGGGUCUAUGGAGGACGAAAUUGGUGGAUAUGCUAGUGGCACGACAGCCCUGCCACCAGCCAUCGCCAACGAUCCCUUUUUCGCGCAACUACUGAAGAACGCCGAGCUGCGCGACGCGAAAGAUAAGAAAAAAGCGGCGAAGAAGAGACAGAGCAGGAAGGCUAAGGACAUUGCCGAGGACAACUACGAUUUGGACGAUCCCUUCAUUGACGACAGCGAGUUGACGUUUAUGGACGGACACAAUCACACACAGAAGCAGCAGCGGAAGAAGCGGCGAAAGAAGGACGAUGGAAAUGCCACGGAAACUGAUGGCCAGGACGCGGUGCCUGCGGAACCCAUUGGCGCCAUUUCAGGCGUGGACGAAGGCCAUGGGGUCAUAGCGGAGGAUGCGGCUGGUGGUCAUGACGACGAUAGGCUGGAUGAAUUGGACAUGGACGACAUUGAUGCGUAUGACGAGGACGAUUUCUUUGUUUAUUUUGGCCCGCUGAACGAGAUGGUUGAGGGCAGCGCUGCGGAGGAAGAGCCAUUUGAGGAGGAGCCUGCGGGCAAAAAAUUGCGCUCGCGGAAACGUCCUGAAAAGAAGCAGCAGUCACUGCACCUGGCAAAGGACAGUACGCAAAGCAGGCGCAGGUCAAAUGGGGCAUCGGCGUCCAAACACGAUACCACAGAGGCGGCUGCAAAGAAGAAGACCGAGAGCAAGGCCCAACCGCAGCAACCCCAACCCCAACCGCAGCAGCAGCAGCAGCAUCGCCGAAGUGGCAGCACUGGUUCUGUGGAAGUUAGCACAGCUCCUCCCGUCGCAGCGACAGACGCUAGCCUUAUACCGUCUAAUGGCAGAAAGGCGGGUCCACGCACAAGUCGCAAGCUUGACCAGCAACCAAAGGCAAGCACUGUGGCUGCUGGCACUGCUGAAACAGAUGGUCUGCCACAGCCUGUGCGGAAUUGGCGCCCCCCCGUGCCGGCGCGUGACAAGAAAGUUUCGGAAUUGUCAGCUGCUGCAUCAGCAAGUGCGGGCAGCUCCAAAUACCCUGAUGCUACAAUUGCUGAUGCUGGAGCGGCGGCCAAUUUCACUAACGAGGAAUCGGCGACACAGGGCUAUGUACGUGGGAGCACACCCUCGGCCGGCGGCGGCGGCACUGCAGGUUCAGUUGCGCCGGAGGACACAAAGGCAGCCAACGAAGCACGACUCCCCACCCACGAAAUCGAAGACGCGCUGAUAGAACUUACACAAGCAACAAAGAGCGAGGCGUUUUCCAAUCGACAGCGGUUUCCGUCGUCGCUCAAGCCGCCACUGCGCCAAGUGUGCGAGUUAUCCAUGGCACGUGCGCUCGAAUACGACCGGUCGGUCCUGUCGCUUGACACACCCGAGCACCACGUAUUUGCGUGGAGCACGCCGCUGGACAUUGUCGGCUUUACCAGCGGAAUAUACUAUCGCCUGGCAGACACGCUGCCAUACAACCGAGCGACCAUGCGCAAGAUCGUCAGCAAGCUCAUGGGUGCCGACCUUAUCACAUGGAAGGACCGGCAACUGAAGCAGAUUGAGGAUGGGCUGAAGGCGCGCAUCGACGAGCAGAUUGAACGCGGGCUUGGCUGGAUACCUGUGGGCGCUCGUACAGCGAGCAAGGAUGGCGACAAUGGCGAUGCUGGCAUCGCACAAAUGCGUUGGCACUGGACGACGAUCAGCAAGCAUAUCUUGUACCAGUACAUGAUUUUGACCCUCAACAUCAAUGAGCUGCGCAACCAUCUGGAGCAGAGUCUUGGAAAGGACGGCUCGUAUCGCGAGCAGCAGGCUCGCAAGGACGCAUAUGCGCACUUGGUCAACCUUUGGCCUGGCUCAGGCAUGUCCACUUACGAGAUCAGCCGCGCGUAUAGUAGUCGCAAGUCGCUUCUUGAAAAGCAGACCAAAAAGUCCGACCCCACGAUGGGCCAGCCGCGCACUGAGGCCAGUACUAUCGGGGUUGUUGCUUCGGAUCCAACGGAAUCUUUGCCAAAAUCGGCUGAUUCUGCUGCCUAUUUGAGUUCACAAGUUCACUCGCAUGUGACCCCAGAUCCACCAAAAGCCAGCUCACCAUACGACAAUAAUCCGGUAGCUUUUCUGAAGCAGGCUUCGCCAUACUUCCAGCAAACGUCGCCCAUGCCGGUCACUUCACCAGCAAGAGAGCCCUAUGUUUGCCAUCAGUCGUCUCCUUUUGAUGAUGGCGUGUUGUUGCAGCCCCAUCUGUCCCAAGUCCCAAUGCGACGUAACCUGGGGUUUUCGAACCCGCUGGUUGAAUCGACGCUGGAUCAGCAGGUACGCAGCCAUGUUUCCUCGUAUUAUGCCUCGGACAGCGAGCAACAGCAGCAACAACAACAGCAGCAGCAGGGUCCAGAUGCCAAUGAAGGCGAGGAUAACAACAGCCAGAGUUCUAGUCGAUACAGUAUGAGCGUGAAGAACCUGAUGUCACCAUAGUCGAUGCGUGUUUUGUUUUGUUUUUAAAUUUAUUGGAUCAAGAAUCGAAUUAAACUUGGACCAUUCAAUCGUCA
Messenger RNA from Kickxella alabastrina, 2975 nucleotides. RefSeq lists its product as uncharacterized. Lineage: Eukaryota; Fungi; Kickxellomycota; Kickxellomycetes; Kickxellales; Kickxellaceae. The record is from RefSeq and is a predicted model, not a curated record. Bases 271 to 2901 code for a protein of 876 amino acids. The transcript has a single exon.